Molecule: messenger RNA, 1491 nt
Organism: Iphiclides podalirius (scarce swallowtail)
Lineage: Eukaryota; Metazoa; Arthropoda; Insecta; Lepidoptera; Papilionidae
Source: the annotation of a GenBank genome assembly
AUGAUCGGAGGCUUAUUCGUUUACAAUCAUAAAGGCGAAGUAUUAAUUUCGAGAGUAUAUAGGGACGAUAUAGGACGAAAUGCGGUGGACGCAUUUCGGGUAAAUGUCAUCCAUGCCAGGCAGCAAGUGCGCUCGCCCGUUACGAACAUUGCGCGUACCUCCUUCUUUCAUAUAAAGCGCGCCAAUAUUUGGUUGGCAGCGGUCACCAAGCAAAAUGUAAAUGCUGCGAUGGUGUUUGAAUUUCUACUGAAAAUCAUUGAUGUGAUGCAAUCAUACUUUGGGAAGAUCACUGAGGAGAACAUCAAGAAUAAUUUUGUUCUCAUUUAUGAGCUGCUAGAUGAGAUUCUAGACUUCGGCUACCCGCAAAACUCUGAUACGGGAGUUCUCAAGACCUUCAUCACACAGCAGGGCAUAAAAUCCGCUUCUAAAGAGGAGCAGGCACAAAUCACAUCACAGGUAACCGGUCAGAUCGGUUGGCGACGAGAGGGGAUAAAGUACAGACGCAACGAACUAUUCCUCGAUGUACUGGAAUACGUCAACCUGCUCAUGUCGCCUCAAGGUGGCAGUUUUGAUGUCCAUAAGAACUUUAACAAGCCUAAAUUGAGUAUAGAAGUUUUGAUUAUGACAGUAACCGGUCAGAUCGGUUGGCGACGAGAGGGGAUAAAGUACAGACGCAACGAACUAUUCCUCGAUGUACUGGAAUACGUCAACCUGCUCAUGUCGCCUCAAGGGCAAGUUCUAUCUGCCCAUGUAGCGGGCAAGGUGGUGAUGAAAUCCUACCUCUCCGGUAUGCCUGAAUGCAAGUUCGGCAUCAACGAUAAGAUCGUGAUGGAGGCUAAGGGCAAAGGAAACGGGGGCAUAUCGGGCAACACGGACAGCGAGGGCGCCCGCUCCGGCAAGCCGGUGGUGGUGAUCGACGACUGCCAGUUCCACCAGUGCGUGAAACUCAGCAAGUUCGAGACGGAGCACUCCAUCUCCUUCAUACCGCCAGACGGGGAGUUCGAGCUCAUGAGGUACCGCACCACCAAGGACAUAUCGCUGCCGUUCCGCGUGAUCCCGCUGGUGCGCGAGGUGGGCCGCACCAAGAUGGAGGUGAAGGUGGUGCUGAAGAGCAACUUCAAGCCCUCCCUCCUCGGGCAGAAGAUCGAGGUCAAGAUACCGACCCCGCUCAACACCAGCGGCGUCCAGCUCAUCUGCCUCAAGGGCAAGGCGAAGUACAAGGCAUCGGAGAACGCCAUCGUGUGGAAGAUCAAGCGAAUGGCUGGCAUGAAGGAGACCCAGCUGUCCGCCGAGAUUGAGCUACUGGAGACAGACACCAAGAAGAAGUGGACCCGGCCGCCAAUCUCUAUGGGCUUCGAGGUGCCUUUCGCACCGUCUGGAUUCAAGGUCCGCUACCUGAAGGUGUUCGAGCCGAAACUGAACUACUCAGACCAUGAUGUCAUCAAAUGGGUGCGCUACAUCGGACGCUCCGGCCUCUACGAGACGCGUUGC